This is a messenger RNA of Eublepharis macularius, 4128 nucleotides long. RefSeq names its product Sad1 and UNC84 domain containing 2 (gene SUN2). Gene Ontology annotation, biological process: nuclear envelope organization. The transcript has 18 exons. Gene Ontology annotation, cellular component: meiotic nuclear membrane microtubule tethering complex; nuclear envelope. Gene Ontology annotation, molecular function: protein-membrane adaptor activity. The record is from RefSeq and is a predicted model, not a curated record. The coding region runs from base 387 to 2528 and encodes 713 amino acids. Lineage: Eukaryota; Metazoa; Chordata; Lepidosauria; Squamata; Eublepharidae.
CCAGGGACUUGACAGCCGCGCGCACUAAGCCCCAGGCCGUAUUGUUACCCCGUCGCCGGGGCUGGUCCGGUUUGCAGCGAGGGGUUUCCACCGGGCGCACCCUCUUUGCGCCCUCGCUCUCCUUGGCUGCGGAUUCCCUUAAUUAAUUGGAGGGAUCACUACGACUCUCCACUCUGCGAACCUCGCGUUCUUUGGGUCGAUUUGUUCUGAUUGGCGUCGGAUCAGAAAUAAAUGCAUUGCAGCUGAAGUUUGUGGGCUUUGAAGGGCAAGGAUAAGAAAGAGCCCGGUUCGCUUUUCGGCUUGCUCCAUAUUCUUCGAGUCACUCGCCUGUCCUUCCGCCCCGGGCAGCCCAGGUACCUUAGCGACGGUGGUGGCCUUCUUUGACGAUGUCUCGGCGAAGCCAGCGCCUCGGUACUGUCCGUUAUUACCAAAGUGAUGAGGUUGAUGACGGUAGUAGCAGCAGUGGUGGGAGUUCACUGCUUAGUGGCCAGCAGGCCCUGUUUAAAGACAGUUCCAACAGCCGGAGCCUACGAAGGAAGUCAAACAGUGUAAAGCGUCCCUCUCCGACCCCGAGCCUGGGAUCCAACCCUGCACAUACCACCUACUACAGUGAGUCUGUGAUUAGUGAGUCUUACCUGAGUGAUGGCAGGGGGCGUUCUGUCCGGGGCAGUACUGCUUUGGAUGAUCCACUGAACAGCCAUUCUUACUGGAAUGAGGAGCUCUCACUUAGAAGAAGAGGAGGCACCGGAGGUACAGAGUCCAGUAAAAUCAAUGGGCUUGCAGAAAGGAAGAUCUAUGACACCUAUGCUUCUUCCUCGGGCUACUCCUCUGAGGAUGACUAUGCAGGCCAUACUUGCUUGGACCAGAAUGCCUCUGGAUCUGGGUUCAGGAAUGCACUCUCUAAAGCAGGCGCUUUUUUGUGGCUGGUGCUUACAUCACCAGGCCGAUUCUUUGGGCUGUUAUAUUGGUGGAUUGGGACCACGUGGUACCGUCUGACAACUGCAGCCUCGCUCCUGGAUGUCUUUGUCUUAACAAGGAGCUAUCCAGUCUUGAAGAAGCUUUUCUUGCUGCUGCUCCUGCUGUUGCUAUUGACUGCUAUUGGUUAUGGUGCUUGGUACUUUUACCCUUUCGGGCUUCAUCCUUCUAUGUUUUCUUGGGGAGCUGCAAAGUUGUCCCCUCCUGUUACCAAGAAGGUAUAUGAAGCUGGAGAUUUCACGGCACUCUAUGAGGCACAGCAGAAGGUUUUAUCUCGGCUUCAGGCUCUGGAGAAGCGUUUUGAAACUCUGGAGGAUUCUGCGUCAGUGCUGGAGCUCCAGAAAGGAUCAGCCUCAACAGGAGCAGCUUUGCCUCAGGAGGAUAUCUUGGUUCUUCUGGACGGGCUAGUGAAACGACGGGAAAUGGCCAUGAGAGAGGAUUUCCACAAAGAAACAGAUCUUCACCUUCAGAAUAAGUUGGAUGCUUUCCAGUCCGAGGUGCAGAAAGAUCUUGAUAGUCUCUUACAGAAAGUCUCUGAGACUUCCCAGGAUACAGAGACUCGGAUAGCCCAAAUGACUUCACAGUGGCAAAGAUCUACACAAGAAGGCCUGAUGAGUGACUUCCAAAGGGAGAUGGGUACACUGGAGGCACAGUUGGCAGGCCUGAAGAAGGAAUUUGUGAUCUUGGCUGCAGAUGAGAAGGCCUUAGCAAAGCAUGUGGAGUCUCUUCCAGGACAGAUCAAGAGAGUGCAAGAGGAUGUGGAAAUCCAGUUUCCCAGGUGGCUCAGCCAAUUCUUGGCCCAGCCUAGGCAGGAUGGAGGGGGCAGCCUGUUCCUCCAGCAUGAGGAGUUCCAGGAACAGCUCCGCAACCUGGAGCACAAGAUCCUUGCCAAAGUCUCCGAGAACCAGCGAUUAUCUGCACGGGAUGUUGGGGUAGCGCUUCAAAUGGAAGGAGUCACGGGAGUAACACCAGAGCAAGUGCACCACAUUGUGAACCAGGCCCUGAAACGCUACAGUGAAGAUCGCAUUGGAUUGGUUGAUUAUGCCCUUGAAUCUGGAGGGGCCAGCGUUAUCAGCACUCGGUGCUCAGAAACCUAUGAGACCAAAACGGCCCUUCUGAGUCUUUUUGGGAUCCCCUUGUGGUACCACUCACAGUCUCCACGGGUCAUUCUGCAGCCAGACGUCUACCCUGGCAACUGCUGGGCUUUCCAAGGCUCCCAAGGUUUUGCUGUUGUCCGCCUUUCAAGCAACAUCCAUCCCACUGCAGUGACACUAGAACACAUCCCUAGAUCCCUCUCGCCCAAAGGAACCAUUCCCAGUGCCCCCAAGGACUUCUCGGUCUUUGGUUUAAGUGAAGAAGGGCAGCAAGAGGGCACCCACCUUGGGAAAUUCAUGUACGACCAGGAGGGGGACCCCAUCCAAACAUUCCAUUUUCAGGAUGAAGAUAAAAGUACAGCUUUCCAGCUGGUGGAACUGCGAAUUCUUAGUAACUGGGGCCACCCCGAGUAUACCUGCAUCUAUCGCUUCCGGGUACAUGGAGAGCUCGUCUCUUAACCCCUCCCAGUGCCACACCUUUGCUAGCUGGCUACCUCAAGUUCUGCGCCUCAAGAGUGGCAAAGGCAGUGCCAGAAAAGAGAUCAGUGUGGGUUGGGCAACACUUCUUUUUGCUGUGUUACUCGUAGGUGAGGAGUAGGCACUCAACAACCACCUUGUGGUCAAUCUAUUCUCUCAAUGGGUAGAGGGAGAAGAGGGCUUCUCAUUUUGGUCUUUUAUAAGCUACUUUUUAAAAGUGUGUUUCUUUUUUUAAAAAAGCCUAUGCAGCUCAUAUUUGCCUCAUGCCCCUCAUCACAAACAAAAAACUGCUUUCCAGAUUUUUCUUUGGGAAGUUUUAUUAUGAUCCCCUUGUAGAUCUAGUGCUGUACGCAUAAUUGUUCGGAGGCUCUAGCUUAUGAAAUCUGUCUUGCUUAAAAGACAGCUUGUAGGCAGAAAGAGCCUAUGGUAGUGUGCAGUAGGAACUGGCAGCUUGGCAGAGGGAAGUGGGCAUGUACUUAAAAGAAGCAUUCAAAAACCAACUGCUAUGCUCUCAAAGAACAUGCAGUCUGGUUUUCAAGGAAAAACAAUGGAAGCACAAUCUUGAUUAUUAUAAGCUUUCCAUUCCUGACAGAGCAGACACUAUCAAGACUCAUUCCCAUGGUGCAGUGCUGACUUGCUCUUUGAAAGAUGGGGGAGGGGAAGCUGGGGCUCCCAGCAGCCUGGAAGAGCUUCCUCCUAAUCCCAGAUAAGUGGAGGGUGGCUGCUCUUUGCCAGGGGUGAGGGAAGGUCUUCUGUACAACCUCCCAGCCAGCCUUCUCUGUAGUUAUUAUUCCAUAGCAGGUUGCAGGGCAAAGUUUCAAUGCUGCUUAAAAUUAUACUCUGCCACCCCGUCUUCUCAAGCAGAUUUUAACGCAGAAGUUAUUUCAGUAGAGGUUGCAUGACAUGGCAAAUACAGCCCAAAUUUAUUUAGUUUAUCUAAUCUCCUGAGGGACUGAGCUAAGGAAGAGUCGCUGUCAAACACAUCGGCUGUUCCAUUCGCUUAAAUGCAAGAUUACCAGGCCUCAGGUUCUUCCUUUGCAUAGAGACUGCGCUCAUAUAUAUGCUGGUUUACCACAUGGAAAAUGGCAGAUUGUCCAAUCAGUUGGUCAGGUGCCUUCUCCUGCUUCAUGCUGGGGAAAAUCAUUAUCACAGCAGUGCACCAGAUUGUCUUGCUCUAUACAUGCAGCCAAAUGAGGGAGGUCAGUCUCAAAGUAGUCAUAGCUGCAGCAGUAGGUAUGAUUUUGAAUGCUCCCCUUGUAUGUAAACUGCUUGUAGAGCAGGAAACAGGUUAGACUUACAACCUUUUUCUGGCUAUUGUGCUGCUUUUUAACUACAGGUAUUCAUGUGGAAUGUUGCCUUUAAUCUGAAGUUGACUACCUCAUUUGGCUGCAGGUGCCAACCAGGCCAGUUGAAAAAUCCGUGUUAGCAAAGGAGCUGCUGUCCAUGGGAGUUUUCUGCACAUUUUCCUCCAUUAUAGUGUCUGUAAUUUUUUCUUUCCACACAUGUUCCACAGUGACUGUAUUGGCUUGUUUCCAGGCAUGUGGUUGUCACAGCUGCUGUGGUGACUGAAAGCCCCUUUUUU